Messenger RNA from Arthroderma uncinatum, 2265 nucleotides. RefSeq lists its product as uncharacterized. Lineage: Eukaryota; Fungi; Ascomycota; Eurotiomycetes; Onygenales; Arthrodermataceae. The transcript is spliced from 10 exons. The record is from RefSeq and is a predicted model, not a curated record. Bases 1 to 2265 code for a protein of 754 amino acids.
AUGGUAGAUCACGAAAUUUCAGGUGCCAAAGAAUGGAGCCUAGAGGAGGAAAAACCGCCUAAUCCUCAAACAAGCGCUGUCAGGAAGGACGAGGAUGACGAGCCUGUUGAUACUGAUAGAGUGGUGGUCCCUAAAAUCCCAACAGGUCCCAGAGCAGAAAGGAACGAGAUCAAGGUCACCAUCCCAUCGGCACCUAUAUCGACUUCAACGCGCACAUUCCGUCUCCCGAUAUCGUUUGGGCACUUUAAGGAGAGGGCCGCGGAGUAUAUCAACGGGCUAGGAGCUGGCGGCGGUAGCAUUGAUGAUUUCUUGUUUGAAAAGAUAAACCAGGAGACGGGCGCGUUCAUUCCACAGCCAAAGAAAUUUUCUGAACAGUGGCUUCAGAUUUGGGGUGACCCGGUUCAAGUAGCUACCGCCCGGAGUGCUCUCAUUCGACUAAUCGAUCGCUGCUUGGCUCAAGGACCAUCGAAGAAGAAGAAAGAAGACUUUGCAAAAGUUUAUAGCUACUCAGCCAGCAAGGAAGCACGGCUUGAUCAGAUUGACAAACACAGUAUCGUCAUCGAGCAGCUCCGUCGAAAACCAGAUCCAUCCCUUGAAUUCUCAGAAAGUCUGCUCUUUUUAUGGCCGACCGACGAGGUGCCCCUUGAUUUAGCACUCGGGUCAGAGUUAGAGGCUCUCGACCCCAUACGCCGUGAGACAGGUUGUUGCAUCUACAUUUACGACGAGCAGCCGUCGUUUAUUAAAGUAGAUGGCGAUGAUCAUGAAAAGAUUAUCACAGUUGUUAAUCGGCUUCGUGCUAAAUGGGUUGAGGUUAUGGCAAAAAUCCACAUUCAGGCUAAGCUCUACCUGGUGCAGUCAGCUUCAGCACAGGUUAGGAAGAAUGAAGUUGCGGUAGUUCGAGUCGCUCACUCAGUUGGAGGAAUAGGACAUACUUAUGCAACACCGGUGCUAUAUGGGACACCCCUGACUGCAAUGAAAUUGGACUUCUGGCACGAACAAGAGGAAAAUGCCGCCGCGAAUAAUGAACGUCGCCUAUGUGAGACAAUUGAGGAAUCACUUUACGGAAUUCAAUUCCUACGUGGCCAUGUCCGUAUGCGCGUCAAUUUUGGGACUUUUAUUCUGGACGAUUACCGGAUGCCCAAGGGGUCAAGGGCUCGAUACACAUUCGAUGAAUUCAGAACUAUGUUACUCAAUCCUAGAACCAGGGGUCAUCUUGUACCAGGGCUGGAGUAUAACUGUGGUGAUACCAACCUUGUUGCAAAAUGCGCUUCGGCCAGCCAUAUUCUCACGAACCUUCACGGCCCUCACGAAGCUCCCCUAGAACAACCGGAACCUUUAUAUUCUGCUAAUUUUGAGUUCCAGGGCAAUGAAACCCUAUUGAGGCUAGAAGUUGAAUUCAAGAAGUCUUCCAUUACAAACGAGUAUGGACUUGGUACCAAGCGCUGGAUACAUCCACAGGGAGAGGAUAGGACGGGGGAUAGGAGGCCACCCCUUCAAGUUGCUGUCAUCGACUUCGAAAGGUCUGACUGGCAAUUGGAGAUCAAAGCGCUCGAAUUCCCGGAGCAGUCCACCUUCGAGCAGUCUCUCAAGGAGUUCUGGCAUUCUCUACAUUUCAAGCCUGAAGAAAUUGCCAAUCUGAGCGGCCCUGGGAAAAAACGUGUAUCAUUCUCAAACCGCGUCCCAAUUGCCAGGCAUGUUGAAAAAUCAGCCCUACAGUACCGACUGAAAGGAACAAAGUACAUUUUUGAACUCGCUCGAUACGAUGAAUACAGACGCGUUCAGCUGUCGGCCGCUCAACUUCUGCUCCAAGGGCCAAACACGAACUACAUGCCAACUACCCCUGUAACGUCUUGGGGGGCAUCCAUCUUUCAUCCGGAAUGGGACAACGAGCUUGGGAAGCACGCCAACCUCCAAGUCGGGCAAAAAGCAGAUUGGUGCCCUAACCUAAAGACUUUCUUCCCCCUUCUUGGUGAUGCAGAUCCAUCUGACCUUCGCAGCGGAUUCGACAGCUUUAUGCCUCUUGUUAAACAGGUUGCAUCCCUCCUUGGGCCAGAACAUGAAAAGGACCUUAAGAAUAAGGCCUUGGAACAGGGAAGGGAACAAACAACGAAGAGUGGGGAAGAGGGUAGCUCUAAUCCUUCCACAUCUGGCGUCGUAGAGCCCAUUGAGCCUGAAUCCCAGGUUUUUGAGACACAGGGGAAGGAAGUCUCAAAAAGCUCGACCCUGGAUACAUCUUCGCGUGACAUUCCAGGUUUGGAGGAUUAA